CCACGGAAAAACUACCAUCUCCUUAGCCCACCAUGGCGGACGAGAUUGAUUUCACUACUGGUGAUGCUGGGGCUUCCAGCACUUACCCUAUGCAGUGCUCGGCCCUGCGCAAAAACGGCUUCGUGGUGCUCAAAGGACGACCAUGCAAAAUAGUGGAGAUGUCAACUUCCAAAACUGGAAAGCACGGUCAUGCCAAAGUACACCUUGUUGGAAUUGAUAUUUUCACAGGGAAAAAAUAUGAAGAUAUUUGCCCUUCUACUCACAACAUGGAUGUUCCAAAUAUUAAAAGAAAUGAUUAUCAACUGAUAUGCAUUCAGGAUGGUUACCUUUCCCUGCUGACAGAAACUGGUGAAGUCCGUGAAGAUCUUAAACUGCCAGAAGGUGAACUAGGCAAAGAAAUAGAAGGAAAAUAUAAUGCAGGUGAAGAUGUACAGGUAUCUGUCAUGUGUGCCAUGAGUGAAGAAUAUGCUGUAGCCAUAAAGCCCUGCAAAUAAAUGAGAACAUGAGAUAUGAACAAACUGGUUAGGUCUGGAUCAACUGCAGAUACAAAGUUUGGUUCUAAUUGUCACCAAAGCUAUGGCCUCCAUAAGCCUCGUUUUCUCUCUCUCUCUCUCUCUCUCUCUCUCUCUCUCUCUCUUUCUCUCUCUCUCUCUGUUUUUAAUUGUGCUGGGUUGAUUUUGCAGGCAGUUGGUAACUUUUUAAAAAAUCAAGCUGUAUAAUUCUUGUUUUUUCAAUUUUAUAGGUGUCUUUCCUUUAACAUUCCUGUGGUUUUCAAUAUGUAAGUCCAAGAAACAGACAAGACAGCCUCAGCAGAUAUGAUUUGUCUGAGGAAAUCAUUCCUGAAUUUUAAUUAAAUUAAUAAACCAGGGUUUUAAAUCAUA
Messenger RNA from Chinchilla lanigera (long-tailed chinchilla), 881 nucleotides. RefSeq names its product eukaryotic translation initiation factor 5A2 (gene Eif5a2). Gene Ontology annotation, molecular function: translation elongation factor activity; RNA binding; ribosome binding. Gene Ontology annotation, biological process: positive regulation of translational termination; positive regulation of translational elongation. Lineage: Eukaryota; Metazoa; Chordata; Mammalia; Rodentia; Chinchillidae. The record is from RefSeq and is a predicted model, not a curated record.